Entamoeba invadens IP1 is the source of this 489-nucleotide messenger RNA. RefSeq names its product glyceraldehyde 3-phosphate dehydrogenase, putative. NCBI's taxonomy places the organism in Eukaryota, Evosea, Mastigamoebida, Endamoebidae. The coding region runs from base 1 to 489 and encodes 162 amino acids. Gene Ontology annotation, molecular function: oxidoreductase activity, acting on the aldehyde or oxo group of donors, NAD or NADP as acceptor. The record is from RefSeq and is a predicted model, not a curated record. The transcript is spliced from 2 exons.
AUGUUUUUUAUAAUAAUAUUAUAUAAUAUAAAACAUGAACAAAAUGAUCAUUUGUUGGGUGAAUUCUCGGGGGGGCGAGUUUGUAUAGGGGCGAGUUUUCCUUUUCCCACUACUGGUGCUGCCAAGGCUGUCGGAAAAGUCAUCUCAUCAUUAAACGGAAAGCUCACUGGUAUGUCAUUCAGAGUUGGAACUCCAGACGUCUCAUGUGUCGAUUUGACUGUCAGAACUGAGAAAGAGGUUACAAUCGAAAAUAUCAACGCUGCUAUCACUAAAUACGCUGAAGGUGAACUCAAGGGAAUUAUGGGAAUUACACACGACUUGGUCGUCUCAUCGGACAUCAUUCACGACGACAGAAGCUCUAUCUUCGAUGCUGCUGCUACCAUUAUCUUGAACCCACACUUCUGCAAACUCAUUGCAUGGUACGAUAACGAGUGGGGAUAUUCCACAAGACUCGUUGAUCUCAUCCAGAUCAUCAGCAAAGUUCAUUAA